Messenger RNA from Polychytrium aggregatum, 932 nucleotides. RefSeq lists its product as uncharacterized. NCBI's taxonomy places the organism in Eukaryota, Fungi, Chytridiomycota, Chytridiomycetes, Polychytriales. The record is from RefSeq and is a predicted model, not a curated record. The coding region runs from base 112 to 657 and encodes 181 amino acids. The transcript has a single exon.
UGUUAUUGCUGCCGCUGUUUGGAUGAACUUCCCGUUGGCUCUCGAUGCCGGGCACCGCACUGUCGGUGCUGGCUCCUGCCACUCAAUGUCAUGUCGUAGAUGUCCCUGUAGAUGUUUGAGGCCUCCUUCUGCGAGCCCUGUUGUGAAGGCGCUUUGUUUGCUUUGCUGAUGCCAAUGCUGUCGUCCCCCGCCUCUCCCCCUCAUUAUCCCGCCCCCCGAUCAUGUCCUGUGUCGGAAAUCCUGCACUCGUCUUCGAGGUUUCAUCUGACUGGACAAACUCCUCCCCUCCCCCUCAUUCACUUUCUCCACAGCCACUCACCUUCUCACCGAUGCCUUCCAACCUUUUGCUCCCUCCCCUUUUUUUUUCCAUUUUCAUUUCAUUUCAUUUUUCAUGUUGUUCUUCCUCUUUCUCCCAUAUUUGAGAUCUCACUCUUCCGUCCUUGUUCUGGUAUGUGGAACAAUCUUGCGAUGGCCACGGCGCAGUUUUGCACCCCUCCUGCUUUUCAUCUUUCACUUGGUCGCGCACGCUCUCUUUCUCUCUUUCUCUCUUUCUCUCUUUCUCUCUUUCUCUCUUUCUCUCUUUCUCUCACCCUAUCGCUCGCUUGUUCCUUUUCGUUGCUGAAGGCAGAAUCUCUCUUCCAUCUCAAGAUAAUAUAAAACACGCUGUGGCUCCCUACCGGCCACCCUGUAUUUGACCAAGCAUGAUGCAGAGCCACAAAUGUGCGAUAUGUGAUGUUGCGCAUCGAUGGCUGUCGAAGGCAAUGAAGUACAUUCACGACUGAGACCAUCUUCAGGACUGUUCUUGGAGUGGCCCUGAGUGGAUACAGGCUCAUGGUCCUGCUUGCAAAGAGUGAACGUGUAUAUCUGGUCGGGAUGGCGCUGCUGUCUGCAGAUCCACCAAUCACUUCAUAAGCAGACUGAGGGGGUGUAGA